UGAAAACGAAUGAUCGGUCGGCUGCUUGUCUUGUAGUCUAGAAACACAAGGAGAUUUUAGAAUAGAAGAUUUGACACUUGAAGGAGCUUUAUCGGACAGCAAAAUUCCAACCGGGCCGAAAAAUUGAUUUCCAGAAAUGCAAUUGACCGUGUGUGAGCCCGGCGCCAUGUCGGAGGUCGGAGUGCUUCAGGAGUCGGACUCUGUCGCCUUGAGCGAGUCUACCUGUGAUUCGGGGAAAAACGGAGCAGCCCUUGAUCAUGUUUUGGAUACGGCCAAUGAGUCCUUAGAGGAAGAACCCACGGUGGAGAAAGAAGAAGAGACAGCCGCCCCCGAUGCUGUCACCAGGAAGCCGGAGGUCUCCAAUGAACACGCCAAGAACACACAAAAAGUAAAUGGCCAGCGCCCAGGCUCUCUGUCAGUGUCAGCAGCACCGGCACCAGCACCAGCACCGGGGUCCAACCUGUGGACAUGUCAAGCUGAUGGCGAAGUCAAGCUCCGCAUGGAAGAUUCUGGCCUAGCAGCGGAGACCCCUUUGACGGUCCAUCAGCUCUUCACAACAUCUGUGAAGAAUUUUGGCAACUAUACGGCUGUGAGCUGGAAAGAAGGCGAGCAGAAGAAGAGCUUGAACUACAAGCAGUACUACGAGACCUGUCGCACAGCAGCCAAGAGCUUCCUUAAGCUUGGGUUGCAGCCAUACCACGGCGUAUGUAUCCUCGGCUUCAACUCCGUCGAGUGGUUCGUCGCUGACAUCGGAGCCAUUUUGGCAGGUGGCUUCGCUGUGGGCAUCUACGCAACCAACUCGCCAGAAGCGUGCCAGUACGUGGCCGAGAACUGCAAGGCGAAUAUCCUCGUGGUGGAGAACCACAAGCAGCUGCAGAAGAUCCUUCAAGUGCAAGACAGUUUGCCACAUCUGAAAGCCAUUGUCCAGUACAAGGGGAAAGUGAAGGAGAAGAAAGCAAACCUGUACAGCUGGUCCGAGUUCAUGAAACUGGGACUUGAGGUUUCUGACGUUUCGCUCGAUGACAUCGUCGCCAAGCAGAAGGCGAAUCAGUGCUGCACGCUCAUUUACACCUCAGGAACCACCGGCCAGCCCAAAGGAGUCAUGCUCAGCCAUGAUAAUCUGACAUGGACGGCGCUCUCCACCGCUCGCCACGUGGGCCUGACGGAUGCCACGGAUUCCCAGGAGGUGGUGGUCAGUUACCUUCCCCUCAGCCACAUCGCCGCCCAGAUGGUGGACAUCUGGCUUACCAUGAGGGUGGGCGGGGUCACACACUUUGCUGACCCCGAUGCACUUAAGGGCUCGUUGGUGAACACCAUGAAGGAGGUGCGUCCCACGGCCUUCAUGGGGGUGCCACGCGUCUGGGAGAAGAUGCAAGAGAAGAUGAAGGCCACUGGAGCAAAGUCGUCGGCUGUUCGCCGCAAAGUUGCCGCCUGGGCCAAAGACGUGGGUCUGCAGACCAAUCUGUCCAAGAUGAACGUAACCAGAGCAGCGGAACACACACCGUUGAGUUACCAAAUAGCCAAGAAGCUGGUGUUCAAGAAGGUGCGCAAGGCUCUGGGUCUGGACCGCUGCCACAGGUGCUACACGGGUGCCGCUCCUAUUACCCGGGACACGCUGGAGUUCUUCCUCAGCCUGGACAUUCCAUUGUACGAGCUGUACGGCAUGAGCGAGUCCACCGGACCGCACACCGUCUCCAUCCCAGACGCCUUUAGGAUCACCAGCUGUGGCAAGGAGAUCCCUGGGUGCAAGACAAAGUUGCACAACCCAGACCAAGAUGGGACCGGGGAAGUCUGCUUCUGGGGUCGCCACGUCUUCAUGGGUUACCUCAACAUGGACAACAAGACUGAGGAAGCUCUGGAUUCGGAGGGCUGGCUGCAUUCCGGCGACUUGGGCAAACGCGACAGCAAUGGAUUCCUCUUCAUCACCGGUCGAAUUAAAGAGUUAAUCAUCACAGCAGGGGGAGAGAACAUCCCUCCUGUGCCAAGCGAGGACGCAGUCAAGGAAGCUCUGCCGCUGAUUAGCAAUGCCAUGCUGAUAGGAGACAAGAGAAAGUUUCUGUCCAUGCUCCUCACCAUUAAGUGCCAGCUCAACGCUGACGGUGCCCCAUUGGACGAGCUCACUCCAGAGGCCGUGGAGAUCUGCAAGAAACUGGGAAGUCAAGCAACGUGCGUCUCCGAACUGGCGGGCGGCCGCGAUCGCGCCGUAAACGCUGCCAUCCAGGACGCCAUCAACCGGGUGAAUGAGAAAGCCGUCUCCAACGCUCAGCGGAUCCAAAAGUGGCACAUUCUCCCGCAAGACUUCUCCAUCCCUGGAGGAGAGCUGGGUCCCACCAUGAAGCUGAAGCGGCCGGUGGUGUCCAAAAUGUACCAAGAGCAGAUUGACAACUUUUACAAGGAAGUGACCUCUCCGACGACCCCCGACAACCCGCUGCCUACCAAAUAAGAGAAAGGAGUUGUCGUAUAUCCAUUUGCUUGUUUAUCGUUUUUUCAAGUUCUGUUUUGAUUGCCUUAUUUUGGUUUACAUUUGAGGACAAGAGAAAGCCAUUGUAAAUUCAAUUAGCUUUUUUUUUUCCAACUAUUUAUUUGUGUUGCAUACGGAUGUGAAGUAGCAGCAAAGAAAAGCUCGUUUGUCAUACUUGAAAAUGAAAAUCACCAAAUUCCCCAAAUAGCUUUGAGAAAAGUUUGAGUCAACAGCGAAUUUUCAGUUUGCUUGGGCCAAACUUGUCCAUACAGCCAUAACUAACACGCCCUCACAAUAUUUAUGAGCACGUCUUGUAAACAAGCAUUGCAGUCAAGUUAAGCGGUAAGCUAAUGCUAGCGUUAGCGAGAAGCUAACGAAUGCAUUAUUGUGUUCCCCAAGAAUAACCUUCGAUGCAAUUCAUGUGAUAAAACUGCUCAAAAUACAUCUGCAAGUGAAACCAUAAAGCGCACAAAGCUAUAAUCAGCAGAAAGACUCAUGCUAAGUAUGCUAAUGCUAUGAAAACGAGGGUAUCAUGGACACACAAUAAUGUGAAAUACAGGUUAUUAUUUUUGUGUCGUCUCAAGCUUACCGCUUUACUCUGUCCGUCGUUUCCACACAUUCCUUUUUUGGUGUAGAUGAAUGCAUCCAACAAGGGAGAAUUUGGAUCUUGGGCAUCCUUGAGGUGUUUGUCUCUCCGGGUAAUAAAGAUGGCGGAACGGUGAAACCGUUUGGCUGCACCCAUUACUUGAUUUGGUAGACUGCCGUAAUAGAUGAAAAAUACAAAAUGGACAGUAAAAAAUAUCCUCCAAACAUAUAAAAGUCCUGGAGACACGAAGUGCACAAUAAAAUGUAUUUAAAAGCUAAAAAAAAAAUAAAGGAUUUUCCAUGUAUGUAAUGAAAUCCUUCAUUUGUGAAUCGGUUGAAAAGGAAGUAGUAUCACAUUUAAAUGAUGACGUUAAAUCCAGAUUGUAUACUUUAUAUGUUAAAUCAUCCAAAUAGGUGAAGCUUUUUGGGCUGAUGUGACAGCUGGAGGCUCGCUCGCUCGUUCAUUUGCACUGGUUGUGUUCAUUUGCUCUUAAAUGGUAUUGGAUUGUAAAUAUGCUUUUGCUUUAAACCUUCAUGUGUUUGUUUACGUGCAAGGAAAAUGAAACAAUGGUUGGAUUCUAUUCAACUGGUAUAACUGAGUUGUUUAUAUCGAAACAGUUGGCACACUUUAUGCAACUUAUGUCAACUACUAUUAUGAUCAUCAAGCAUUUAGUUUCCCAGAAAACAGUCUCUACUUGAAAAGCCAAGUUGAUGAAAUCCAAAGAGCACUCUUUUGAUUGUUGUAACAUGAUGACUUGGGGAACUGGGUCAUGAAAACUAGGUGAAGUUCUGGGUUUACAUGGUGUCAUUUCUUAUUUCUACCAUGUAUUGUUUUGAUGAAGGGAUGUGAGUGAGUUUACUUUCUGUUCAAUGACACUGGUUAUAUGCUGCCACAACUCAAUUUAAUGAAGGAGGCGUCCGUGUGUUCAACUAUAAUUCAAAAUAAGCACCAAGCUGUGACAUUUCUUGGAAGUUUGACUCAACUAAUGAUGCUCUUAUUAGUAGGUAUGUGGUUGGUGAGUCGGUUAGGCAGAAGGAAGCUUGUAAAUGUCAAUGACCAAACGGGAAAUAAUAAAAGUUGUCCAUUCCAGUA
Messenger RNA from Syngnathus typhle (broad-nosed pipefish), 4139 nucleotides. RefSeq names its product acyl-CoA synthetase bubblegum family member 2 (gene acsbg2). Gene Ontology annotation, molecular function: long-chain fatty acid-CoA ligase activity. Gene Ontology annotation, cellular component: membrane; endoplasmic reticulum. Bases 137 to 2443 code for a protein of 768 amino acids. NCBI's taxonomy places the organism in Eukaryota, Metazoa, Chordata, Actinopteri, Syngnathiformes, Syngnathidae. The transcript has 14 exons. The record is from RefSeq and is a predicted model, not a curated record.